GCUAACUAACAUAUUAUUAGUCCAAAUUGUUCACUAUAAAUUUCAAAACUGAACCGAUUUCAUUCUCGCCCUCGUAGUGGUCUAUUGUGCUGUGCGAGUAGUGCUUAAUGCUUUUUCUUAAAUUUUGCCGCCGGUAGUGUUGACAAACUCUAAAUUAUAUAUGUUUUUGUUUCUUUUGGAUGAAAUAAGAAGAAGAAAAACGCACAUUUUUUUGUACUACAGAACAGAACAUUUACAACAAUAGGGGAAGACAAUGCAACGUUCAUCGAAAAGAAAGCAGGAUGAGCAUCAGGAGGAUGAGAAGGAUCAGACAGAGCAGCCGCUCCAAACAGAAUCGGAGCUAGCAGCAGGAGGCAGCAGCACCAUUGGCGAUAUAACGGAUUUCACAACGCAAGCCUUUAAGAAUGUGGUGGCCGCCACACGUGCCUGCAACUCCUUUCCACAGGGCACCGCCCGCUCCCUGUAUCUCAGCUAUCCUGGGUAUUCGCGUGUCAUAGACGAUCUGUCCCAGCGGCUAGUGGGUCUCAUUGGCAAUGUGCUGCAGGCCGAAGAGGUCAAGGGGGACAUUAAAAAACGCCAGGUAGAGGAGCAGUUCGAGAUGGUCCAGGAGUGCAACGAUAUACUCUUCGAGCGCAUUACAACGAAUCUGGACAUCAAAGCCGGGCAGCGGAGGAAUCCGCACAUGGUGCUAGAGACUCAGGUUGAUGUAUUGAGCUCCUCACCGGCGACAGCGGUGGCCUCACCAGCAGAGACCGCAAAGGCGGGAAGCUGGAACAGGUGGCCACCCACGCCGCAGCGUAACAUGCUCUCCGCUCGCCUCUUCACGGCCAAAAACAUAAUGCGGCCGCAGAUGAACUUCAAGGUGCCGGUGGACAACAGUGACCAUAAUCCGUUUGCGCCACGCCUCAGGGAGAAGCCAAACUCGCUUAAGCCGCUGGCACUGCUGCCCGAGUACGACGAGGCGGGCAAUGUGCACGCCUAUUUGCAUCCGUAUGAGUUUGAGCUGAUGAAGUUUGAGCCGUCGGCGGAGCAGAUACAGAGGCAGACGCCUCUGAUGCCUGCUCCGCCCGCGAACACCGAACUGAUGCUCGUGGACAGUGUCGAAAAGUUGAAUCAGGCCCUGGCAGAGCUGCGCCAGGCACCCCACAUAGCCAUCGAUGUGGAGCAUCACUCGUAUCGCACGUUCAUGGGCAUCACCUGCCUGGUGCAGAUGUCCACGCGCACCAAGGACUACAUCUUCGACAGUCUUGCGCUGCGCGAGGAGAUGCACGUCCUGAACCUGGUGCUGACUGAUCCCAAGAAGCUGAAGAUCCUGCACGGCGCGGACCAGGACAUUGAGUGGCUGCAGCGCGACCUUUCGCUGUACAUCGUCAACAUGUUCGACACCCAUCGGGCGGCCAAGGCCCUGAACAUGGCUCGGCUGUCGCUGGCCUUUCUCCUCAAGCACUACGUAGACCUGGACGUGGACAAGAGCCUCCAGCUGGCCGACUGGCGCAUGCGGCCGCUCCCCCAGCAGCUCAUCGACUACGCCCGCCAGGACACGCACUACUUGAUCUACGUGUACGAGCGCAUGACCAACGAUCUGCUGCAGAGCGAGCAGGGGCAGCCGCAGGCCCUGCGCAGCGUCUUCCAGCUAAGCACAGAGGUGUGCAAGAAGCGCUACACCAAACCCCACAUUGGCCCGGAGUCGCAUCUCGAUCUGGUGCGGAAAACGAAGCGCUCCUUCGACAAUCGACAGCUGCACGCCUUGCGGGGCAUUUUCGAGUGGCGGGAUGCGACGGCGCGCCAAGAGGACGAGAGCUACGGCUAUGUGCUGCCCAAUCACAUGAUGCUCCAGAUUGCCGAGAGUCUGCCCAGGGAGAUGCAGGGCGUACUCGCCUGCUGCAAUCCCAUACCGCCGCUGGUGCGCCAGCAGCUGCACACGCUCCACCAGAUCGUGCUGAAGGCGCGGGAACAGCCGCUGGUUAAACCCAUCCUGGAGGCACGCAGCCAGCCGCAGGCCCUGCCCACCACCAGCAAGGACUACAGCAGCAAACUCUACUGCCCGCACGACUUCACCCACUUGGAGGAGACGCGCGAUGAUCUGCCCACGCUGCUCAAACGCAAUGCGUCGGGCAGGCUGCAGCUGCCAGUGGUGGAGGAGCAACCCAACGAGGAUAUUCCCCUGGCUGUGCCGGCCAUGACUCUGUUCGCCAAGCCCUCGUCGCACACUCCGGAGGAAGAGAUGCGUCUGGUGCACUUGCGCAAGGAGAGCCAGGUGCUGCGCAUGCCCUACAAGCGCUACCUGGCCAUCCUUCCGCUCAUGGUGCAGGUGAAGGCCGACCAGCAGGCACGUGACCGCAAUGAACUGCUCAAGCGUCGUCUGUGCCCAUCAGCACCCCCGCCAGAUGACAUCAAAUUGGAGUCAUCCACAGGUAAGGUUGAGGCCGAGGAUGCCGUCUACAGCCUGCCGCUAAAGGAACAGCUUAAGCGCAAGCACAAGCCCGACUCUGACCAGCAUCCCAGCAGCAGCAAGCGUUGGAGGGAGGGCAACAUCAAACCCAAACCGGCAGCAGUUCCAGCAGCAGUGAAGAGCGAGACGAUCGCCAGUAUCAGUGACGAUGGCGACGACGAUGACGCUGUCGUAGAAGUUCCCAUAGAGAAAAAGCCUGUAGCGCAAGCGGGUGAAGUCCCGAGCAAGCGCCAGCAGAAGCGUCAGCAGUUCCAGCGCUUUAGAGGUGCCAAGGCACGAGGCAAUCAUCCCCAGAGCUCCAGUCAACCGGUGCAGCAGCAACAGCAGCCCAAGCCGCAUGGCAACAACUUUGACUACAAGAACGUGGACUUUCGCCAGUUCAAGGGCGGCGCACAACGUGCCCGUGGCACAGAGAUCAAGCAAACAAUACGCGGAAAGAAUCGUCCCAACAAUCGGAAUAACAAGCAGUUUAAUAAGCUUUUUACAUUUAGUAAUGUAAGGAAAGAAGGCAAGAAAUAGAACUGUGCUUCAAAUCCAUAUAAAAAUACAUUUCUAAAAUAUGUCAGACGGGGUUCUCCACCACCAGGAGAAUCACAAAUAUUCAAUUGGGACAACAAUCUACUUUUGUUUCCGUUUAUUUGCAAAUUUUUCUAAAAUACUUCCUAUUAAAUAUCAACCAUAACUAUGCAGUAAAC
Drosophila obscura is the source of this 3147-nucleotide messenger RNA. It is a transcript of the gene Rrp6, whose product is annotated as exosome component 10. Bases 254 to 2971 code for a protein of 905 amino acids. The transcript has 5 exons. The record is from RefSeq and is a predicted model, not a curated record. Gene Ontology annotation, cellular component: nucleolus; nuclear exosome (RNase complex). Lineage: Eukaryota; Metazoa; Arthropoda; Insecta; Diptera; Drosophilidae. Gene Ontology annotation, molecular function: 3'-5'-RNA exonuclease activity; nucleotide binding; nucleic acid binding. Gene Ontology annotation, biological process: nuclear polyadenylation-dependent CUT catabolic process; histone mRNA catabolic process; nuclear polyadenylation-dependent snRNA catabolic process.